AUGUACAAGACCAUUUAUCGUUUCCGCGUGCGAGUGGAAGGAAAUGCUAUCCAAUUUCCUUUACAUCUUUGUAUUUAUCAAAACGAGGUGCUCAAGUUUAAUGAUCUCUUUGACAAGAUGCGCAAUGCAGCGUCAAAAGAGGACAUUAAUAUGAGCGAUUACUACAUCACGACCGAAAAGAGCAACACGCAGCAAGGUGGCGCCAUGCUGCAUGACGAUCAAUCACUGCGUGAUGCAUUAAAUGCGGUGUCCGAGCGACAUUAUAUGGAAUUGGUUUUACGUAACAAAAGAGCAAGAACAUUAUCCCCACCAUUGCCAACAUGGCGUCGAGAAAGCGUAUCUUCUUUUCCAGUACACCCGCGACAAGCUUCUAAUGAUGUCCCGGUGAUUAAGCCGAAUGCUUUCAGGUGGUCUCCGGUACAUAAUACGGAAAUGCGGCUAGGCCGAUAUUCUCUAGACGCAACACAUGACACCGACGGCACGAAUGAUGACUCUUUCUCCUUAACAUCGUCUAUUCGCAAAGAUUCCGGUAUUUCGCUUGGAGAUAGUUCGGAGAUGACCAAGAUGGACAUUGACAGUGAUGUUGCCUUCAAAACACUCAAAUUACCUAAUAUCCACCAAACACCCGAAGAACAACAACAACAUCGAUCCUCCUUGUUCGAGUCGCCGCCUAUUAUACAUCCGCUUGACCUCCGCCGUACAUCAACGACUAUGCCUCCUUCACCAUCAUUGUCAUUAGGUGCCCCUAUCAAAUUACCAGCAAUUACAUCGUUGACCAAACCGAAUCAGCAAGAUGACCAUCAUCAUCAUCAUCAUCCAUCAUCAUCACCAUCUUCCUCUUCUCAACUAGCACCUAUUCACCGCCACUUUUCAUACGACGACAUUCGCACUCCACCUCAGACACCAUCCUCCUCCUCCCAUAGUGCCAAAUCACCACCACCACCUCCCCUAUCUCCAUGCAACCCUGGCAGUAGUAACAGCAGCAAUAGUAGUGGUAGUAGUCAUAGCAACAUCAGCUAUCACCGCCAUCCUGCAUUUACUUUUGCAGGGACAUCAUCACCCAACUCAGCCAUGAUCCCUGUUGCUGGUACUUCCAGUAGUAGUAUGCGUCGAGUAUCCAAAUGCAAGUCAUCUAGUGGUUCAGCGCCUGGUCAAUUUCUUUGUGAACAUCUUGUGGAUCCUGCAUCAGGUCGUAUUUGUGGUCAAACGUUUCGCCGUUCUUAUGAUCUAUCAAGGCAUCAAUCGAUUCACAUGAAGAAUCGUCCCUUUUGUUACUGCUCACAAUGCGGAAAGAAAUUCACUCGUAUGGAUGCUCUUCGCCGUCAUGAACGUGUACAAGGUCAUAAUGCCAACAAACGUCAUCAUACAACAACCGGUCAGGAUCGUCAUCAUCAUCGAGCUCUGCCUCAUCAACAAAUGGUAUAG
Messenger RNA from Lichtheimia ornata, 1425 nucleotides. RefSeq lists its product as uncharacterized. The transcript has 4 exons. Bases 1 to 1425 code for a protein of 474 amino acids. NCBI's taxonomy places the organism in Eukaryota, Fungi, Mucoromycota, Mucoromycetes, Mucorales, Lichtheimiaceae. The record is from RefSeq and is a predicted model, not a curated record.